Molecule: messenger RNA, 835 nt
Organism: Blepharisma stoltei
Lineage: Eukaryota; Ciliophora; Heterotrichea; Heterotrichida; Blepharismidae
Source: the annotation of a GenBank genome assembly
AUGUCAGGAACUGAAAACAAAAUUCUGAUUAAAAUCGGUCUUGAUCUAGUCUACAUUGGAAUUGUUCUAAUCACCUUUUUCGUAAACGAGUUUAGCUACAUGGAAAGCUUAGAAAUUGGGCUUAUAAAGUUGUCAGUAAAUUACUCUGGAGAUUGGUUCAGUGUGCUUAAAUCAGAACCUUUUUCUUACUUCAAGGGACAAUUUUGUGACAUCUCAGACGAGAAUUCUCAAAAAAUUUGUGACUGUUUAAGUGCAUGAGAAGCCUCAGGAAUUCUUUAUUUAAUAUUUACAUCUAUUUCCUUUGUCUUUUGUGCAUAUGGACUUUUAAGGCUAUCCCUUAAGUAUUUAGGAAGAGAUUUUUCGCUUUAUGUGAAGCAUGAUAUAGAGCAAUAUAUAUACCCUGCCUUAUAUAUAAUUGCGCUUAUUCUGUAUACAAGUAUUAGCCAAGUUUUUACUCUUGAUCCACCUAAAGGCCUCUCUCAUGAUUAUGGUGUUAAAGCAGAACCUGGGAUUAUUUUAAUGCUUGUGGCAUUGUUUAUUGCUCUUGUAGGUAUAGUGUAUUUUCUUAGUGUUAGAAAAGAAAUUAAUGAAAAAUCAGAUUAUGCACGGCCAUUACUAUUUCUUUUAUAGGAGUAAAUUUUUUUUAAUAAAAAGAAACUUAUAAAAAUCAUAUUUAAAAACAUUUUAGCAAAUAAUUUGCUAUUAAAUGAUAUUAAAUAAGAUAUUUUAAGCCUAUUUUUUUUACAAAUUGAGCUUUUGUAAUUAAUUUGAUAUUAAUAAUUUUUAUAAACUCGUUUAAGCUAUAGCAAUAAUAGAAAAGGGUGUAAGUUACUAA